AUGCUAAGCGGCGUAAAAGACGACAAGAAGAAGAAGCAGAGAAUUCAGGUAGCCGACGGUUCUGUGUAUGUCAGGCAAAGUGCUACGGGUAGUUUAAAGCUUCAGAUGGAUUCUGCUCGCACCAGGAGGAAGGUGGGCUGUGUGCGUCAAGAGAAUGCAUGUGUGACCCUGCAGGACGAAGAGUUCUUUAGUGAUCUUGAUGUCAUCCAGUAUGAAUUGAGUGCCUCCAAGAACCAGGAUAUCUUCCAAGGAGCCAACAUUGGAGAUAAAAAUGGUGUCACUGUUUUGCAUGAGCAGAUUCGUCAUCUUGAAACCCAGCUGGAGAUUCAGGCUGAAGAACUAAGGGUAGCAGAGCAGAGGGUGGAACAGGGCCUGGACGCCGCGGUCCACAGUGACAUACUGCUGAGCAGGCUGACGGAGGAGCUGAGCGAGCUCAGAGCAGAGCUGGACGGCAAGGCCACAUUGUGCAAGCGGGCUGAGCAACAAAGAAACCAAGCACUUCUUAAUGCUGAGAAGCUCAAAGAAGCAUUCAAAGAUUACAAAGCCACUACUUCUCUUAAACUUAAGAAGGUAACAGAGAGUGAAAGAAAUCUCAAAGAGAGCCUUAUUGAGUGUGACAGAGGAAAAAAAGAGUUGGAAGUGAAGACUGCUGUGCUGGAACAUGAGAAGGCAGAACAGAACCAAACCAUUAACCAGCUGAAGGAGGAGUUAAGGCAGGCAAACUCAGCAGCUGCCAACUGUUCAGACCUACGUUACCAACUGGAAGAGGCUGGACGCCGGGCCUUGAACCUGGAAAGAGACCUGCUGGAUCGGUCUGCAGAGUGUAGGAAACUGACCUCCGUACAAAGGGAACUGGAAGACCUGUGCGCUGUAACCCAGAACCAGGAGCAGAAGUUGGCUCAGAGCCAGAAACGGACUCAGCAGAGUCAGGCAGAGUUAGCUAGCCUAGAGGCCAUACUGUCCCUGCUGCAUCUGCGAGAGAGUACUGGAGGGCCACUCUGUGUCAGGCCCUGCGUUCUGCCUCCUCUAGAUGGAGCUCCACAGAAGCCAAAGCCAGAUGAACCCUACGAGUUGCUGCUCCGAGCACUGCAGUCGAUGCAGGCUGACCGGACCAAGCAGAGCACCAUGGCUGAGCAGCUUCAGGAAGCGCCUCAGGAGAGCACAAGCAGAGAUCUCCUCAUACAGAGCUCCAUGGCCAGAGCCUCCCACUACCAGAGUCUCCACACGGAGCUGCUCAAUAAAGUUAGCCAAGCCACGGACACAGAGAGAGAGUUAAAGAGAAAAAGUGCACGUGUGGCUGCCUUGGAGAAACAGUUACAGGAGAAAACGUCAGCGUACAGCCAGGCAGCACUGAACAACACUGACCUAGAGAAGAGCUGCUGGUACAAUACAAACACACAUACAUGUUGGGGUUCGGUUCUGGAGAAGAAAAGCACUCUCCAGCAUUACCAGUCACUGAUGACCAAAAAGCAAAGAGAAUACCAGCAGUCUCUGGAAUGUCGAUCUUCACAGACCCAAAAAUGCAUGGAGCAGCAGCAUAGAAUAGAAAUGCUGCAGCUGUCUGUAGAGAAGUCUCAGUCUCAUGUGGAGAUGCAGCAAGAGUUGAAAUCACUUCAAGAAGAGCGAGAUGAUGCCCAAAAAGGAGCUCUUCUGCUACAGACCUCUUUGGACAAACUCACGCAGGAGAGGCAGAUUGAAAGGAGACGCAGCGAGGACCUGCUGCAGAGCUUGAAAGAGCAGUCAGAAAAGUCUGCUGCCAAGGUGUUUGAGUUACAGUCGUCUCUGUCAGCAUGUAGAGAAGAACUUGGUUCAUACCUGUGCCAGAUGGAGGAAGUCAAGAAGAACUACAGCACAGAGCUGCAGAAGACCAGUGAUCAGCUGUCCUCUCUGCAGGAAAAGCUCCACAGUACCAACCUGGCUCAUCAGACUUCCAGCGAGCAGAAUCUGCAGCUUCAGUCUUCUCUGCAGCAACAGCAGAUUAUGCUUACUGAUCGUGCUGCCUGCAUUGCUGAGCUGGAGGAAAGCCAAAGCCAACUGCAUCAACAGGUGUCCAGUCUAGAGCAGCAGCUGGAACAGACUCGGAACGCUCUGCAGGAUGAAGUGAGUAAUAGCGAGUGGGAGGCCAGGAGGAAAGACAGAGACCUGCAGGAGAUGCACCAACAGAAUGCAAAACUCUCACAGUCUGUCAGUCAUUUGACAUCGGAGAUGACAAACUGUCAUGAAGAACUGUUGUCUGGACGAUCAGAGCUGCAGAGUCUGAAGAGGGACGUCAGCAUCAAAGUAUCUCAGAUCAGCCACCUGGAGAAGAAUCUGCAUCACACAAAGAGCCUCCUCGACAGCAAGUGUGACAGGGUGGUGGAGCUGGAGGAGAAACUCUAUCGUAAUGAGGCAGAAAAGCUGAACUGUGUCCGGCAAGUGCAUCUCCUGGAAGGGCAGAUUCAGGCUACACAGACAGAACUGGCCAGCACUGUGGAGCAGUUGCAGAAAGUAAAGGAUGUUCUGCAGAAAACCCUAGCCAUUGCCAAUGAGCGCCAAGCCUCUGUGGAAAAACUGACCAUUCAGCUUAGUGAGAGCCAGAGGCAGGUUGAGGAGAGAAAUCAGGAGGUCAUCAACAUGGACAGUGCACUGAAGGACAGACAGGGGGAGCUCCAGCAGAGAACAAACCUGCUGGGCCAGCUGGAGGUGGCCAUCAGGGAGCACAAGCAGGAGAUGGGGAGGAAGGUGGGCUCUCUGCAGGAGAGUCUGGAAGCCAAGGAGACUGAGCUGAGAGAGACAAAGAAGGAGGUCCAACAGCUCAGCCAGCAGUUGUGUUUGUGUCAGGAAAAAUUUCAGAGUGUGCUGGAGGAGCUUGAACAAACUCGUUCUUGCUGUGGGGAUCUGAGCCGAGAGCUGGACGACUGCAAGACCCACACAAAGGAGAAGGAGGUUCAGCUGUGUUGUGUGGAGAAGGACCUGGCCCUGAAGGAAUCGGACUGGCAGCAGACUAAGACCCAGCUGCAGAAUUCAGUUGCAACUUUACAGAGGCAGCUGGACCUGGAAAGGGAGCAGCACGGCAGUGAGCUGGAGUCUCUGCAGAAAACGCGCGGUCAGCUCCUCAAAGUCUCAGAGCAGAUCUCCUCUACAAUGCGCUCCUCACAGGAGCAGCUUAGUACAAAACUCAAGCAGAGCCAGGCCCAGCUGGACCAAACCAAGACUGAACUGGAUCAGGCCAGAAGCCAAGCCGGUCACCUUCAGAUACAGUUUGACCAAAGUCAGACUCAGCUCCUGCAAUCUGAAGCCCAGCUGCAGCAGAGCAGGGUUCUGUAUGAGCAGGCCAGGAUCCAGAACAGUCGCCUUCACGUCCAGCUGGAGCAGCUCAGCGACCAGCUGAAACGGGCUGCCAGUCAGAACGCGCCGCUGCAGACUCUGCUGCAUGCCUCUGAGGAGCAGAGCUUCAGUGACAGCCUGCUCCUUAAACCAGCCCUCUGUGAUGUUGGAUCAGCUCCUGGCCAAUCCAGGGUCUCCAGUCUGGAUCCAGCUGCUGAGUUCUGGGUUCACACUCGGUCCCCUGAAACAACUGUCCUCUCCCCUUCAGGCACUGACACGUCUCACCUCUGCUCUCCAACGCGCGGCGUCACUCCAUUAUCACCUCCAACUCCUACAUCCUUUCAUUGCUGCUCGGUCUCUCAUUCGUCUGUUCAAAGUGAGAACCAAAAACCCAGUGACUGGCUGCAGAACAGCAGCACGGACUCCUCUCUGGACCUUCCACCGAGCCUGAAGGCCACACUGAGGGAAGCGCUGCAGCAGCAGCCGCGGGAGCUGGCCAUCCCCAUGAUGUCCUCCUUCCCAGAAGGAGACCAUGACUGGCAGGGCCUGAGCGUGAUGGAGUCCACAACAGCCUCUGACAUGUCCUUCAACCCCCUCACCUACAUGGCAGAGAAACUAGACAGUCAGGAAGGACACGAACAUGCACACCCUGGCAUGGAGGCCACCUCGAGGCAGGAGAAACACGAGGGGGAGGUAGAUAUGGGUUCCCUGACAGGAAUGCUGAGGUUCGUUAAGCAGACGUUAGCCAUGCAGGAUGAUCCUUCAUUAUGGAGCUGUUCAGAGUCCACGCACAGCACCACAACAUGACUGGGUAAUGACCACAAAAAGUCCAGAACAGCC
Molecule: messenger RNA, 4146 nt
Organism: Thalassophryne amazonica
Lineage: Eukaryota; Metazoa; Chordata; Actinopteri; Batrachoidiformes; Batrachoididae
Gene: ccdc18
Product: coiled-coil domain containing 18
Source: RefSeq, a predicted model, not a curated record